ACAUCAGAAACCGACUGCAUGCGUGAAUUUCGCGUUUGUCUUGUCCGCUUCUCAAUGAAGGCCUAACCGAAAUCACAUUGUCAUAUACAGCAUUGUCAUAUGCAUUGAUGGAAGAGAUAUGACGCCAUUUAUGAACCCCAUUCUGAUCUGUGUACUCACUGUUAUACAUUCUGUUUGUCUCACCAAGAACCAUGAUAUUUUCUUUUCCUGUGACUUCGGUACUCGUACGGAUGGGACCUUCUGUGGCAUGAAGCAGAGUGCAGAUGAUGACUUUGACUGGAAACUGACUUCAACCUCUGGCAAAUCAAACACAGGUCCUAUGGAUGAUCAUACAGGAAAUCUUGGUGGGGAAGGGAGGUUCUUGUGGUCAGACUCAAAUGAUGGGAGUAUUGGUCAGAAGGCUACUAUAGCAACCCCUCCAUUUAAUCUGACAGGUGCUCAAGCAUUGUUAACUUUCUGGUAUCACUUAUAUGGUAAUGGAAGACUCAAAAUUGCUGUGUGUCAAGGAGGGAAGGUAGUCUUCAUUCUGGAUGGAGAUCAGGGAAACCAAUGGCAUGAACAAAACAUGACAGUGUCUUGUGGAGACCUACCACUUCAGAUUGCUUUCACCGCAACAAGAGUAUCAGAUGAGGCCGAUGUGGGAAUUGAUGAUAUCAACAUAUUUGAUAUUCCUAUGGCGACAUCCCCAGAGUCAGUGACUACUUCUUCAUCACUUAUAUCUUCAACAUCUUCGGCUUCAUCUCCACAUGCUGCUACGUCACUUUCCAAUAUUCCAACAUCGCACAUUGCUACGUCAACAGAGACAACUUUUCAAAGUCCAUCAUCAUCACCAUCGACGUGUUCCGAAUCAUAUAGAGAAGUGAGCCAACUUUGUCCACAAUCACAGAUGCUACCAGUAUCCACCCCUCUUUCACCUCUGCCAGCUCUCAUGCCCUUCACAGUACCUGUAUUGAGGUCACUCCUGAAAAACGAAGUGAGCCAACUUUGUCCACAAUCACAGAUGCUACCAGCAUCCACCCCUCUUUCACCUCUGCCAGGUCUCAUGCCUUUCACAGUGCCUGUAUUGAGGUCACUCCUGGAAAACGAAGUGACUUGGUACAGCCAACACUGUCUACAACCACAGAUGCUAACAUCAUCCACCCCUCUAUCACCUCUGCCAGCUCUAAUGCCCUUCGCAGUACCUCUAUUGAGGUCACUCCUGAAAAACGAAGUGACUUGGUUCAGCCAACACUGUCCACAACCACAGAUGCUAACAUCAUCCACCCCUCUAUCACCUCUGCCAGCACUAAUGCCCUUCGCAGUACCUCUGUUGAUGUCACUCCUGUAAAACGGAAUUCACAAACAAAGAGAAGGGUGUCAACUCCUGCAGCAACAACUUCAUCACCCAGCCUUGAAGAAACCCUGAAAUUACAUGCUGAAGAGGAACAUUGUCUGAAAAUAGAGGAACAUCGUCAGAGAAUGAAGUUCCUUGAAGAUGAACAGAGGAUCAAACUUGGUUACCUCGAGGAACAGCAAAAGGUCAAGAUGGAGAUACUACAAAUGAAGAAUAAAGUGCAGCAAAGGAAACUAGAUCUCAUGCAAAACCAGCAAGAUUCUAAUUAAAUAUUUGUCAUGGGAAAGCGUUUCUUGUUCAUCUGCAUUUACCAUGUUUUCUCAUUUUGUUGUUAAUAUUGCUACCUUGAAACAAAUUCUUCAUCGACCCCAAAACACACUCAAUGAUAUUACAAUCUGAGUAAACUCUGUUGUACCUAAUCUACCCUAUACCCACUGGAUUUUGAAUUGGUGUCAUAAGGUAUGGUUGAAAAGGAUAUACAGUAUGUUAACGGAUGUUCCGCAAAAUUGACAAGUUCCAUAGCACAUCCACUGCUACUAUUGUUAUGAGAGUAAUGUUAAGCAUUAUGCAGAGCACAUUCAGACAAGUAUUCCUCAUUCAAUUGAACAUCAUUAGAUAAAGCGGACAAAGUGUGAUUAUACAAAAUUAUCUUGAAUGAUCCGUUGUCUUCUCAGGUGACCAGCCACAUUAUUCAUGCCUGGAGGAGGAAGUUGAUCACCUGGAACUUGGAUUCCAUCUGGACCUGCAAUCUCUGGUUCGUUCCGCAAAAUUGACAAGUUCCAUAAAACACCUACUGCUACAAUUGUCAUAAGGGUUGUAUUGAGCUUCAAGCGAAGCUCGUUCAUGCAGGGAAACCUUCUCUUCAUCAUUCCAAAUGUUCGUUCAAUUAUGUUGCGACCUCUGACUUGAGCUCUAUUAUAUCUGAUUUCUCCCCUUCCCACUGGAUUUUGAAUUGGCGUCAUAAGAUACGGCUGACAAGGAUAUCUGAAACAAAAUCAAGAGAUUUCAAAAUCUUUAUAGAAAUAUGGAACUAUGCAUUUCAUACCUAAAUGUUAACUUGUAAAUUGCCAUAAAAUAAAACUUUUUAGUUUAAUACAUGAUAUCACAGCCAGAAAUGAGAUAAAGGUAAAACUAGAAAUGAACACCCUUAAAAAAAAUUGACAAGUUCCAUAAAACACCUACUGCUACAAUUGGUGAGGAAUUAUUAGGUGCAAUUCCAAAGCUUUAUCAAUAAUAUGCUUCUCGAGGUCCCUGAGCCAAACCAUAGCCAUUAUGUGGAAACUGGAACGAAAUAAAUUGUUGUUGUACGAUAACACGUUAAUAAAGAAUGUGUAUUAAUAUUAUGCAAACAAUUCAAUACUUACCCACUGUCGCCAAGAAGCCAUUUUUCUUCAUGACUUUCUCGUUCAAGAUUUUCUUUCAGUUGGCAUUCUCUAAAUAUUCUGGAAUCAUGAGUUCCUCCUGGCCACCUAGCAACAAGGUUGAUUAGCAGUCCAUUGUGAUUGCAUACUGCCUAAAAUAUCACAGAAAAUAAAAUGAAUGAAAAUAUAAUAAACAGGAAAUAUUAACAAGCAAACACCUGGAAAUCAAAGAAAUGACACCCAAGUACUUAAAGGGAUGGUCGAGGCUGGAGAUAUUUAUAUCUCAAUAAAUACAUGUAGGGUAAAAAUCACAAAGCAAUAUGCUGAAAAUUUCAUCAAAAUCGGAUAACAAAUAACAAAGUUAUUGAAUUUUUAAGAUUUUCAUUAUUUUGGUGAAACAGUUCUAUGCAUGUCUUAUGAAUAUUCAUUAGGUGGGCUGAUGAUGUCAUAUCGCCACUUGUUCUUUUGUAUUUUAUUAUAUAAAAUUAGGUUCAAACAUUUUCUACCAAGAACUAAAACAAUUGGAUUGACAACUGAAUAAGUGCAUUAGUUAUUUAUUGCCGCAACUUAUUUCAUCAUAAUGGAGACACAUCAUGUAUGAAACAAUGAAACAUUUAUGAUUUCAUGUAAUAAAAUAAGAAAAAGGAAAGUGGGGAUGUGACAUCAUAAGCCCACCCAAUGAAUAUUCACAACGAUGUGCGAAUAAUUGUUUUCAAAAAAUAUUGUUAACUUUUAAUUCAUUAAAUUUGUUAUUUGUUAUCUGAUUUUGAUGAAAUUUUCAGCACUUUGCUCUGUGUAUUUUAUUUUACUCUAUUUAUUUAGAUAUUAAUAUUUUCAGCCUGGACCAUCCCUUUAAACCAAUGAACAGAUGUAAAGUCCUAAACAUGUGUUCUUUUUCAAAGAGUUGAAUAUGAUUUUUUUUUUACUUCAUUUGGAAUGGGGGUAGAGACAGAGUUCAGAGAAAGAUUAUGUGUAAUGAUUAUACUGAAUCUGGAUUGAACAUGAAUGAUCCUGUAGCAUUUGCAAAUGCACAGAGAUGGUGUGGGUGAAAAAUAUUUUAGAUGUAAACUAUGUUGCCCCUUAGAAACAUAUUGAACUUUAUAUUAUAGUAAAACUUAAUGCUGAUGUUUUUUGUAGAAUUCUUAUGCUCCAGAAUCUAUUCUUAACUCACUGGGUAAUAUACAACUAGCCGAAUCUCUUCGUGUUUGGUAUUUAUAAAGAGAAGAAGCUACAGUAGAGUUUUAUGGCCAUAAGUUUUUUUUUAUUUAAGUGCUUGUCAAUGUCUAUGGUUUAAUAGGUCAAUUUGUUCAAAAUCUAAAUCAUACUUCUUUUUAAAAAUCUUGGUUUGAUAAAAACAUUAUUACUUUAUCAGAUUUUAUUUGAUUUUGUUGUAAAUCUGCGCUUGUUCAUUUUGUGUAUGUUGUAUUUUUUUAAAGCUUUUGCAAAUCAGACAAAUUGUUUGUAAAUUUUGUGAUUUGAUCAUGAUUUCCUAAUAAAACAUAUAAUUAUAUU
Messenger RNA from Lytechinus pictus (painted urchin), 4206 nucleotides. RefSeq names its product MAM and LDL-receptor class A domain-containing protein 1-like. Bases 119 to 1327 code for a protein of 402 amino acids. The transcript is spliced from 11 exons. Gene Ontology annotation, cellular component: membrane. The record is from RefSeq and is a predicted model, not a curated record. Lineage: Eukaryota; Metazoa; Echinodermata; Echinoidea; Temnopleuroida; Toxopneustidae.